AUGAUAAAAUCACUGUACAGAAUAGUAGGAAGUAAAUUAACGAACACAUUAAAUAUAAAAUUAAAACAGAAUAUAGAAUUUAAAUAUAACAUAUAUACGAGUGUAAGAAGUUAUAUAACAUUUAAUCAGUACAGUUUGAAAGAAGGGAAUCACAGUAACAUGAAUAAAGUAAUACCAAGUUAUAGAGCAAAAGUUGAAGUAAAUACGGGAAGCAAUUAUAUGUAUAACCAAAAAUGCCACUUCGCAGGAAGACAGAGAGGAUUGAAGAGAAGAAAACACAAGAAGGAAACAAGAAGAAUACAAACAAGCCUGGGGAGAAGACUGGAACUAUUCUACCCAAAAAAGGCGAAACAAGUGAGAAUAAGACUGGUGCAAAACGCAAGAGGGAAUCUGAUAUACGACCCAGUGCUAAAAAAAUUCUACGUAUUCUACUAUAAGCAGGGAACACAAGUGUUUAGAAGCUUCAGAGCACAAGGAGGCAAGUUUGAAAUCGCAAAGGCAAAGGCAGUCAAUUUCGCAAGACAAAUGGGCGACUUUUACAACAAAAAGAUGAUUGAAAUAAAAAGCAAGUAUAAAGGCUACUAUUUAGACAACAUAAAGGGAGACUGUGAAACGAUAAACUAUAACUUGAAGCUGCAACCGGACUGUAACCUGAGCGGAGUAAGAGGAGUGUUCUUCGACGGAAAAAAAUCGAGCUGGGUAGUGGCGUACAACGAACACGGAGUGAGAAAGUACAAGUUCUUCGACCUGAACGAACUAGGAUUCCAAAAUUCAUACACAGAAGCACUGGACUUCUUGAGAUUCCAACUCUUUAAAAACCACAAGUUCCUGCACAGAAGACACAGAACAAGAAAAAAUAGGCCAAUAUUUAAAGGAAUUAUAAAUGGCUCGAGGCGGAAUGGAAGGUGCAACACCAAAGUAAUUCAAAAGCUUCAUAACAAGUAUGUCAUAAAAUAUAAUAGACAGGCGUGA
This is a messenger RNA of Theileria orientalis strain Shintoku, 972 nucleotides long. RefSeq lists its product as hypothetical. NCBI's taxonomy places the organism in Eukaryota, Apicomplexa, Aconoidasida, Piroplasmida, Theileriidae. Gene Ontology annotation, molecular function: DNA-binding transcription factor activity. Bases 1 to 972 code for a protein of 323 amino acids. The record is from RefSeq and is a predicted model, not a curated record. The transcript has 3 exons. Gene Ontology annotation, biological process: regulation of DNA-templated transcription.